Messenger RNA from Oncorhynchus masou masou (cherry salmon), 5585 nucleotides. RefSeq names its product phosphatidylinositol-binding clathrin assembly protein-like. The transcript has 20 exons. Gene Ontology annotation, molecular function: clathrin heavy chain binding; SNARE binding; 1-phosphatidylinositol binding. Gene Ontology annotation, biological process: clathrin-dependent endocytosis; synaptic vesicle budding from presynaptic endocytic zone membrane; clathrin coat assembly. The record is from RefSeq and is a predicted model, not a curated record. The coding region runs from base 687 to 2534 and encodes 615 amino acids. Gene Ontology annotation, cellular component: extrinsic component of presynaptic endocytic zone membrane; clathrin-coated vesicle; synaptic vesicle. NCBI's taxonomy places the organism in Eukaryota, Metazoa, Chordata, Actinopteri, Salmoniformes, Salmonidae.
CAUAGGCGAUACUGCCAUUUUACACAUGAAGUUUAACUGAAAAAAUGAAUAAUCAGCUACCUAACAAAAAACAUUUGUAAAAUGUAAGAACCAUUUGUAAAUGCCUUCAGAUUAAAACAUAUGGAACACGGCAAUUAAAGGAUACGGAAAAACUCGGUGUCACUGCUACAAGACCUCGACACGAUCACAGGGAAGCUUGAGAGAAAAUACACUAAUCAUAUGCUAUUUUGUAACGUCUUCAAAAUCAGUCUAGCAGCAAUCAUCUAACCAGCGCGAACGUUGUGUGAUCACCAACCGAGCAGUGGUAGGCUAACUAAUCAAUGAUUGCUGCUGUUCAUGUAGUAUACUGUACUGGCUGUACACUAACCGGCAUCAUCACCAUUAGAAAGAUUUUAUGGGGAUACAUUCACGACCAUCCGAACGAAUCAUUAUCGGCUGAUUUCGGUGUGCUCGGUUUUGGAUAAGGUUUUGGGAUUUGUAUGUGUGGACCAUUGGAUUGCCAAUAAAAUAUAUGGUUUACUGACUGUAGCCGUAUAUUUUAUUUGGCUGCCGUAUGAAUUCUGCCAUCGGAUUCGCGUCAGUGUACGUUUUUUGUUUCCAGACGGGCAAUCUGUUUAGAGGGCACGCUCCCAAUCACCACUAAAGACAUUUUGAUUUCUAAUUCCCCGAUUACUUGCUUUUGGAACAUGUCUGGACAGUCUAUCACGGAUCGGAUCGCUGCGGCUCAGCACAGCAUGACAGGAUCCGCUAUAAGCAAAGCCGUCUGCAAGGCCACGACGCAUGAAGUCAGCGGACCAAAGAAGAAACACCUUGACUACCUGAUCCACUGCACCAACGAGCUGAACGUGAGUGUCCCCCACCUGGCUGACACAUUGUUUGAGAGGACGGCCAACAACAGCUGGGUGGUGGUGUUCAAAUCCCUCAUCACCACGCACCACCUCAUGAUGUACGGGAACGAGCGAUUAAUCCAGUACCUGGCGUCCAGAAACACACUUUUUAACCUGAGCAACUUCUUGGAUAAGGGGGCAUUACAAGGUUAUGACAUGUCAACGUUCAUCAGACGCUACAGCAGGUAUCUGAAUGAGAAGGCCCUGUCCUACAGACUGGUGGCUGUGGACUUCACCAAGAUGAAGAGAGGGGUUGAUGGUAUGAUGCGCACCAUGACCGUUGACAAGCUGAUCAAGACUCUACCUAUCAUUCAGAAUCAGCUGGAUGCUCUGCUGGACUUUCAGGCUAACUCUAAUGAAUUGACCAAUGGCGUCAUCAACAGCGCCUUCUUGCUGCUCUUUAAAGACUCCAUCCGCCUCUUUGCUGCCUACAAUGAAGGAGUUAUCAACAUGCUGGAGAAAUAUUUUGACAUGAAGAAGAACCAAUGCAAAGAUGCCCUGGAGAUCUAUAAGACGUUUCUGAACAGAAUGACCAAGCUGUCAGAGUUUCUCAAAGUUGCAGAGCAAGUUGGAAUUGAUCAGGGUGACAUCCCCGAUCUCACACAGGCCCCUAGCAGCCUCCUGGAAGCUCUGGAGCAGCAUCUGGCCUCUCUGGAGGGGAGGAGAACCAAGGAGCUUUCCACAGACACCAGAGCCAGCACCUUAACCAGUGCUGUAUCGUCACUGUCCAGUACUGGAAUCUCCCUCAGCCUCAUGGAACAGAAGGAGGACCCAAACAGCCUCCAGGAUGAGGGAGCCAAGGUGAUUGACAUGCAGACACCCACCAUCUCUCCCAGUGCCCAGUCAGUGGGCAGUGCCAGCAGUGGGGCCACAGAACUCUUCUCCAACUCAUCUGUUCUAUCCGGUACAAAUAACGUGCCAAACCUCACCAGCGACCUAUUCAACGUCCAGCCCGCCUACAACCCAACCAUCCAGACAACACACACUGUACCGUCUAACAGCAACGCCUGGGGAGGUUUGGGGCUCCCAGGGGAUCUUCUGAAGCCAGCUCAGCCGACUCACGUCCACUCCCACAGCCCUGGGAUCCCGCUGCACUCUGGGGGGAAGAUGAUACCCAGCCACCUCGACUCCUCUUUAGCCAACCUCGUUGGUAACUUGCAGUUCGGAGAAAUACCAGCCAAAAAGCCAGAGCUCCAGUGGACCCACCUGGUAGAGAAGAGGCCCACAGGGGGGACUCACUGGCAGGCCAAAACCACCUGCACCACCCCCAACUGGAGCCACCACACACUCAUGGCUCCUCAAGCUAUGCCCAUACCACAGCUGCGGGAAUCGAACAUGGGUUCCUGGCGUUGCAAGAGUAUCCUGCUUACUCUCACCAAAUAUAAUGUUAAGGACAAGCCGGCGAUGCAAAAGAAUGGAAUGAUCUAUACUGGCUAUGCUCCAGCACCAGUCGCUUUUCCCAUGACGACACAGCAGCUGCCUGUUUAUGGAAUGAUGCCUCCUCAUCAGAUGGGGCAGAUGGGUGGAGUCCCUAUGAUGGCACCACAGUCUAUGAUGUACAACCAGCCUGUCCUGCGACACACCAAUCCAUUUGCCCCCAUGCCAGGAGCCCAGGCUUAUUUUCCUAUGCAGAUGCACUUCAUGUAGGACCGGGAGUAUUUUACCAUGACAGCAAAGCAGAGAGACAAAACAAACCAAUCCAGAACCAAAUACAAUGCAAGAUAGAGGAGCAGAAGAUCGGGGUGGAGACAGACUGGAGAUGUGUUGGUGUCCGUGCUCUUUCAGUGGCCUCUGUGGAAUAGAACCUCUGUCACAUUGUGUAUCAUGACUGAUAGUCCCAUCCAAGUCUUUUGAAAAGUCACAGCUCACAUUCAUUCUGUAUUUCAUUUGAUCAUUUGAAUGGGUAAUGUUCUGUCUGUUGAACCCCUGGUACGAUGACUGCUGUAUUCCAGUUUGGAGCUUGGCCCUUUGUAGUGAAUUCCAGACAACUGCCAGCCCCCAUCCACCGGUGUCUAUCUCUUUCUCUAAGAGUUUGCACGCACUUUAAUCAAUGUCCACAUGCGCAUUGUCCACUUAGCAUCUCAUACAAACCACUACAGUACCGCUACGUCUUUCCUCUCCAAGGUUCCUGUCAGAGUUGCUGUUGCCAUCGUUGUAACAUGCAUAAGUGUGUCCUUUUUUUUGUGUGUAUUUAAAUCAAUGUACACCACCAUCAGUAUUCAUUCCAUUUUGUUGUAACUGCAGAUUCCACAGCCAGUUGUAGUAAGACCUUGGAUAAAUGGCUUGGAGACACAUGUUGUGUGUAUGUACUGUGUAUCUGUCUGAGGGUUAGGUAGCACCUCAGACAUCUAAAUGUACAAAGGCUAUUGUGUAUUGUUUUCAUAGGUUCCUGUGAAAGCUGUGGUCUGCAUGGCAUUGACUGGCCACUGCUGGUUCACGUCUACAUACAUCUACAAACUGAAAGUAUUACUCUUAUGAAAGCAAUGAAGAAGGCCCACUCAUAAUUUCAUAUGUAACGUCAUAACACAUUCUGCCUCUGCUGUCUCGUCCAUUGUUCGCUCUGCUUGAGGUUGUUUUAUAUGAUCCAUGUUUCUUGAGCUGCUACAACAGAUUCUGCUCUUUGAAACUGGUUGCGUUUUUAUAGAUAGAUGUGCUGUUCUUGUAAUGGUCCUACCAGUCUUGCCCUGUCUGUGAGUAAACGUUGGGAGAGUGCGUUCUUUGUUUUUCUUCUCCAGCUAAAUGUGCUGCUCCAGGUUGAGGCCUACUGAGUGGUUGUGUUUCUGAGUGGCAGUUAUUGUAGUGUAGCUCCUCACCAACCACUGGGGAAUGUUGUUGAGGAGCUCUUUCUGAGACUGCGUCCUGAGACAGUGAAACUGACACUUGCUCUAGUGAAUCAGCAACUAUCUGACAUACCGUUGCUAACAUCAGCCCCAGAGAGAGCCUAGCUGUCCGGAACUUUAGCAGAAGGCAGGAGACAAGUGAGGAGGAAGUACAGGGAUCUGUAAAUGUGAUCAAGGGUCAUGUCUGUCAAACUCCCAAAAGAACGAACGGUGACAGACAGCAUAUAUAGCACAAACCCUGGAGGGGUGAGCGUUCUACUGCACAAAACUAAAACCCUUGCUGGGAUGUAUAGUCAAAGGGGCUGGGGAAAGCUUUGUUUUCUAUUGAUUGUGUUUCUCUAUGUCCAUGCCUUCCCCGUGAGUUAAACAGGGUAGUGAUCCUCCACGAGGCCUCCCAGCUCCUGGGUCCUCCGAGGUCAAUGAGGUCACUGAAGUCAUCCAGGCAAUCCGGUAGCGUGUAUUUAGCAAUGAGUAGUCAAGUGUCGUAACGUGUCUCAAUACAUGUCCGUCUGUUAGAUUGCUAUAGAGCCUCUCAUUCUGCUAAUCAUUGGCCUGUCGGACUACUGCAUUCUGAUCUGUGACCAGCCCACAUUGUGUAGAUGUUAUUAGAAACGUUGUAGUUCAGUCUCAAUGUCCUCUGUGUCAGUUAAAUGGUUUCAUGCAAGUUUGUGCAGUCCCAUAGACCAAUUCUGACCGUUCUGCUGUCCUCUGUAUAUAACCUCAUGUGUUUUUGAUGUGUUCUCUGUAAGUGAUGGCCCAUGGAGAUGCCAUGGGUUGUUAUAGCUGUGUCUGUGGUGGGGUUAUUGUGUUUGGAGAUGUGAUGGGCUGUUCGUCUGUAAUGUUUGUCUACAUCUUGAUGAGGGAUGGGGGUUGGGUUCAACAGUAUCACAACUUGUCUACCAAGAGUGUCUUCAUUGUGGCAGUGGACACUGUCCUCUCAGUCCGUACAGGAACAUUUUGCACCAAAGUCAUCAAGCGCAGCUUUUCUCAAGGUCACAUUGCUGAUAUCCAAUUUGAAGGAAUUUGAUUUCAGAGACCCAAGUCUUUAUGCAUGAUUAGUGUUGUCUUUUUAUUGACUUGUGUGCCCGGUAAAAAGCAUGAUCAUGUGUGAAAUUGCACUUACCAUGUGUUUGCAAAACAAUAUUUUACUUACCUCUUUACAGAAGCAUCCAUUGGAAUUCAUAAAUGUUUGUCCCACCAGAUAUCCAGACGUCUGUGUUGCAUUCAAAAUGCAAUUCGGAAGCUCUAUCAAAUCAGUUGAGACCACGCGUUUGUGAAACAACAUGAAUGUGAAUGACAUGCAUCACCUAUAGCUAGCUAGACAUUAGUCUGCAAAACCCCUCUUUAUUAAAGCGUUGCUAUUUGCAAUACAUUUGUUGAAUGCUUGCUCUUUUUUGAGUACUCUGACAACAUUUUUUGGACAUCUCUAAGGAUGUCUUGUCCCCUUGUCAUUGGACCACAUCAUUCUUUGCCAAUAAGCUUCCUUUGUGUUUGCAGUGGAAAAUCUCACUCCUAUAUCUUUUGGCCACUGAAAGAUGUCAACAACAUGCGUUUUCACUUUUUUUGCCUGACGUUCUCUGGUUAUAUAUAAUAUAUGCAUAUUUCACAAUGUGAGAACAGUAUUACCUACUGUAUACCAUACUGUCUGUCUGGAAACUGUCAUUUUUCCUGUGAUGAAAGCAUUGUCCAGGAUGUCUUGUUUGAGGAGUGAGGGCCCAUACCUUUUGAUUUUGUACAUCAAAUGUAUUGAUAAUACAUAAUACACUGUAUUGUCAAUGAUAAGUUACAUUGUUAUAAACAAUUGGUUCUUAUUUUAAAUGCAGAGGUUGUUGUUUUUGGAAUAAAAUGUCAUAUUUUG